Molecule: messenger RNA, 630 nt
Organism: Ostertagia ostertagi
Lineage: Eukaryota; Metazoa; Nematoda; Chromadorea; Rhabditida; Trichostrongylidae
Source: the annotation of a GenBank genome assembly
AUGCUCGAAGACUUGUUGAAAAACCCGUCUCAAAUCAAGGACAUGGUCCCUUUCAUUGUCGGUCUUCAAGAAGGCGAAAGUCGCACAAAUACCAUUACUAAUACUUUCCUCACACUCCGUACUCCAUGCGCCCUUACCCGCAUUUAUUUUAGACGUGAUCUCCAUAAAUGGAACGAUGUUGUGCUGGGAAAUUGUUUCACUUUCAACCACAGAAGCAGCUCGCUGGAUUAUAAAAUGCGUUCGUCUGGUGUCCAAGGCGGUCAGUUCAUUUAUUGCGUUGGAUCUUCCGAAUACGCUCCAUGGUUCGAUACAGCGGCAAUUUUGGUGUUUGUUCACAACAAGAAUGAGUACGUGUUCUCGGAGUCAGUGCGUUACAGUGCACAACCAGAUGGAGAGACUCUGAUCCAAGUUCGAGAUACAAAAUACACACGCCUUGCCGGCAGAUAUGGAGUCUGCGUGAAGGACCCAUCUGAAGUGAACGCCUAUUACUAUGACGGAAUGUACACAACAGACGGAUGUCUCCGUUCAUGUUACCAGGAUAUGAUCAUGAAAGAGUGCGACUGUAUGGACCCACGAUAUCCAGUGGCGCCAGAUACUCCCACAUACAAUGUAUUCGACGAGCUGUCGUAA